Mesorhabditis spiculigera is the source of this 1284-nucleotide messenger RNA. NCBI's taxonomy places the organism in Eukaryota, Metazoa, Nematoda, Chromadorea, Rhabditida, Rhabditidae. The record is from the annotation of a GenBank genome assembly.
AUGCGCGGCGUGGCCAUCGCCUUUGCGCUUCUGAUUUCUGGGGUCAGCUGCUUGUCGCUGAAGGAGGGCGACUUCAUCCACGACUUCCUCGCCAAGUACAAGGACCCGCAGAUACAGCCGUGCGACGACUUUUACCGUCAUCAACACCCGAAGGACGCGUAUGGCAUGGUGUUGGAGCAGGUGACGAAGAACUACCAGCGAGCCGUCGAGGAGGCGCUUAGGGGUUGGGCAUCCGUCCAGAACAUGCUGAAGGUGGCCGGACUGAUCCAAAAUGGCCAACAAUUCGUGCAAGGGCUCGACGCAAAUAAGCUGCAGUCGACGGCCGGGGCGUUGCGGACGAGGAUUCUGAGCGGAUUGAAAGACGCCAAAUUGAAGCAGAAGUUCAAGGAUGACCGCGUGCACGGCAACUGGACGGCAAUUUUGGAUAAAGCCCAAUUCCAACUUGGCGUCGGCGACAUGAGCGCGGCGGAUCAGCUGCUGGACACGUACGACGGGGCCGACUGGGCCUACAAACAAUACCUGGCUGACACGAAGAGCCCGCCGUUUGGCAACGGUGACGACGUGGCGGCCCGAUUCGACGAGUUCAUCAUGUUCUACGACACGACGAUCAGCCCCCGUCUCGCCCCGCAUGUCAAGCGCUUCUUCCAGCUGCUGGCCGGCUUCGACACCGUGACGUCGCACUACGACAACAAAACGGUCGUCGUCCCGCCGGCUGUGCUCGCCACCCUCUACGCCAAUCCGAAGCACCAUGCUGCUUCUUUUUAUGCCAUUUUCGCCACCGAAACCGCCAAGGAGGUGCUAAAGAUGCUGUUCAAGUCGGUGGACAGCACGCAGAAGGACGGGCAGCCGCUCCACUUCCGCGAAUGUAUGCGCCACUACUUCAGGGAGGCCUGCAUUCUCUGGCGCGCCGACUGCGCCUGCACCCGGUACGUUCCUGAGGGCCAAAGCAUGUCCUUGUCUUCAAAAUGCCCCUACAUCUCGACCAGCGGCACCUUCGAGUACAUGGCGUGGAAGGAGGCGCUGCGCCUCGCUUGGGAGCUGUUCGAGAAGGAGAAGCCGGGAGCGGCCGAGGACGUCUACCCGGAUCUGAAAAUCAACAGCCACCAGCUCUUCUACUACUCCCACGCUGUCAACCACUGCCUCGCCUUCCCUAUCAGCCUUGAAGUUGGAGCAGGCCGCACGGCGAAGGGCAUCGGCCGUGGGCUGAAGAUAAACGCUGCGAUCGGGGCCGACCCCAACUUUGCCAAGGCGUUCAACUGCAAGCCUAGGGACAAAUGGCGCAGG